Molecule: messenger RNA, 240 nt
Organism: Oppiella nova
Lineage: Eukaryota; Metazoa; Arthropoda; Arachnida; Sarcoptiformes; Oppiidae
Source: the annotation of a GenBank genome assembly
AUUUCUUUAAUUAUUUAAAUUAUAAGUAAAGGAAUUCAGUAUUUUUGAUAACUAAUAAAAAUGGUUAAGAUAUGGAUAGCAUUGGUGUCAGCCUUAGUCUUGGUGUCAGCCAAACCUACCGAUGAUUUGGAAACAAUCGCUAAUAAUAUGAUUUCAAAAAUUCCGGCACAUUUUGGUGGAAAGGCUGACACCAAUGCUAUCCAUAUCUUAACCAUUUUUAUUAGUUAUCAAAAAUACUGA